Messenger RNA from Lytechinus variegatus (green sea urchin), 4078 nucleotides. RefSeq names its product NXPE family member 3-like. The record is from RefSeq and is a predicted model, not a curated record. The transcript has 6 exons. Bases 154 to 1908 code for a protein of 584 amino acids. NCBI's taxonomy places the organism in Eukaryota, Metazoa, Echinodermata, Echinoidea, Temnopleuroida, Toxopneustidae.
CAUAGUCUACAGUGAACAUGAUAAAGAAGCCUACUCUCGAUCACGUUCGUUGAAUAAUGUUAUCGCAUUCAAUAAUAUAUUGAAAGCAUUAAGGGGAUUAGCUAUUCUCCGCAUUAGAGAUUCGCAUGAACUCUAUUUUUGGACUAAUCCAAGAUGGCGUCAAGAAGGUGGCGAUUGUAUUUCGGAGUGAUUUGUAUGGGGUCACUAUUUAUUGUUUACGUAACGAUGCACUUGACAACAUUGGACGACCAAUACAUCCACACUUCUCCUCGCAAGAGGGCGCCACAUAGAUUGUUUGUGGACUUGGCAGAACCAAAGGCAUUGACGAAAGAAUGGACAAAUCUUACUGUUCACCCCUUCUGUCCGAAUCUCAUGUCAAAACAGAGGCGCAGACGUUAUACGUACGAGGAUAAGAUUCCGAGUCAUGUAUCUUGGACGAGUUUGCUCAAUAUGACCAACCCAAACUUCACGACAUUUCAUAUUGCUGGACGAUCUUCACGAUUUCUGGUCUGCGAUGAGCUCAGAUUGAUCAUCCAAGCCCGAAAUGGGCUAAACGAGAGCAAGACUUACGGGGGAGACUAUUUCCGAGCCAAAAUCUACACCAAAAAUUCCACUUUCCAGGCGAGCUCGACGUCAGACGGCGAAGUUGUCGACCAUGGGAACGGGACGUACAGCGCCCUCUUUACCUUGAAGUGGGCAGGUUUGGUUAACAUUCAGGUUACAUUAGUACAUACAAGUGAAGCCAGUUACGUGUUAAGAAGACUUCAGAAAGAAGAAGCUAUCAGGUCGAGAUACAUAAGUAAAUUUUAUUCCAAAAAUUCGAAGAAAUCCGCGGAGGCGGGCUGCUACAUGGACCUCAAAGUGCUCCAAAAGUCCGAAGCAGUGAAUGGCAGUUGCAACUUCACUGACACGAGGACUGGUACCCCUUGGUUUUGUUUGAAGCCAGAAGGUUUCCCCUGCGACGACUGGUCGAUGCAACAUAUUGUGGAUUAUCAGUCAGUCGUAUCUCCUAUUGAUAAACUUUCAUUCACCUGGAGUAACCGGUUGAUUACUGGAUCUGAUCACACCAUUGUUGUCCAUCAUGAGCCAGGUAAAGAGUCGGUUGUACACAGUGGUGCAUUGGAAAAUCUUUCAUCUUGCAAACCAAAGAUGCAAUUCGGAACACCGGAAGUCGCUGGCUUUUACUGGGGAACGAACUUCCAUUCUGCAGACUGUGCCUUACAGAUGUUUGAUAGAUCACACGCAACCUCACUCCUAAAGAACAAGACCGUCUACUUCUUCGGCGAUUCUACCAUCCGUCAGCUUUUCGAAUUUUACACGAAACUCUUCAAAUUGAAAACCUCACCAAAGUCAAAACGGGACCCAAAAUGGUACGUAGGACCGACAAGGGCCAUAGAUAAGACAAACAAAAUUAGUCUGUACUUCCAGUUUCACGGGCAUCCCAUAGGAAGAGCAACGUGGGCAAAUGUUUCAACCAUACAGUACAUCUCAAAUUUGAUCGAUCGUGUUAAAGGAGGGGAGAACACUAUUUUGGUUUUGACGCUGUGGGCGCACUUUGCUUCCUUCCCUUCUUGGUACUACGAAGCCCGUGUGGAGGACAUGUUGAUGUCCGUACGACGCCUGCAUGAGAGGAGUCCUAGAACUUUAGUCGUCUGGAAAAGCGCAAACACAAGAGAACAUAAAAAAAUUGACCAUUAUAUUAAAAACAGUGACUGGACUGCGAGGGAUCUCGAUAGAAGGAUGAGAAACAAAGUUUUUGCUCAUGAAAAUAUCGGGUUUCUGGAUGCCUGGGACAUGACAAAUGCACAGUUUGAAAAGGAUUAUGUACAUCCAAAGGGUCCGCAUGUCCAAAAUCUCAGCAAUAAACUUUUAUCCUACGUUUCGAAUCAUGACAAAGCUAAUACGUAGAUUUUUCACAUAUCUUCCUAGUAACUAAAAUAUCAAAAUCAUAUUUGACUGAUAUUAUAUUCAUUUCCGUUUAGAUAUAUCUUAUCUGAGUAGGACUGGAAAUGAUGGGGGGGAGGAAAAUUUGUUACAGGUAGUUGCGAAUCCCUGGGAUGAACACUAGAAAAAAAGUCAGUGGUUGAUAAUUAUGAUUUGAAAUAUGUUUACAGAGAGCACAUGAAACAGAGAAGGAGCGGUAGAGAGAAAAUAAAAAGUGAGAAAGAGAGAAAAAAGGGGUAGGAGAUAGCAGAUGUUAUCAUUCGAAGGUCAUGUACAUCCCUACAAAAAUUGAUUUGAAUAAAUAAAUAAAACAAAAUAAAGCAAAGCAUAUAUUUCAUUUAAAUAAUCGAAUGUUAAGUAAAAACGUUCUGAUAUUUCUAAGUUUCGCUUAAUUUCACAAAACAGUUCGAUGCACAUCCUGGGUCCCAUUUCGAUAGAUAGAUAGAUAGAUAAAUGGAUUUUUAAAAAAAAUUAAUGUAUCGCAGUACAAACUGAAAUCAACAUGAAUUACAAAUAAAACGAAUUACAAGACAAACAAUAUACUGUAUUAACAUAGAAAAUCAAAUUAAAUUUUAUAAAGAAUUUUUUUACUAACAAAUGCAUUAUUUCUAUGACAAAUUCACAACAAGCCAAUUAGAAUGAAGGAUUACAGUAGCUUUUUACUGUUAUUACAAAUUUGUUACUAUGGCAAGUUUUAUGAAACGGGCCCCUGGUCAGUAUGCACGUGAGUGAACUGACCACACCAACCAUUCACUAUUUCUUUUACAUUUUAUUACAUGAUUCUGAACUAUUUCAAAAAUUCCCUUUAAAUAAAGUUUGAUUCCUCCCUUAGCACGUAAAAUUGCCAUUGCUGUAAAUGAAUGUGAAUCAAUCAAGAGUUUCUUUUCAUCAAAUCUACAAACGGAAAUAUAGUUUAAUUCAUGCAAUGAAAUUUAAAAGAAAAAGUGAGCGUAUGACAUCAUCGACGCUCUCAUCUGUAUACCACUAAUAUGUGUAUAUUACAAGUUUGUGAAAAAUAAACGAAGUUUUAGAAUAUCGUAACUAUCUUAUUUUCCAUCUGAAUUCGAUGACAUUUAUGACAGCUUUAAGAUAGUUUGAUAUUUAUCUGUUUAUUCAAAUCAACUUUUUGUUAGGGUGGACUUCCCCUUUAACUAGUCUAGAUUGUCUAAUUUGAUUGAUCUCGAUUGGGAUGUCCCCCGAGGAUCAGUUAUUGGCCCGUCUUUAUUUUUAGUACGCUACACACUUCCAGUAUUAUAGACAGUUCAAGCACAUGUACUGUCUUGUGUGAUGUAUUAUCAUGACGCACAACUAAUACGAAAUCCGAUGAAAGAAAAGAAGCAUUCGGAGCGCUUAUGGUGUGUAUCUUCAAAGUGUUUACAUAUGAAUGAGUGGUUAGCAUCACUUUAUAACUAAUUCCCAAAAUAAAGUACUGUAUCUUUUUUCUCACUUGAAGAUCAUGCUACCAAGAACCACCAACAAUCAUUCCGUUUUGGAGAAUAUCAACGUGCAAACGAUGGACUUGUCAUGGGCAUAUACAUCUAUUAAAUAGAUCAAACUUGUGUAAGAUGUUAUAUUGAGUGUCAUGGAUUAUUUCAAAUAAAUGUCAUUCCUAUUCAAGGUCAAAAGUCGUUUGAAAUCAAUGAACUUAUAAUUCUAUAUAUUAGCAAUUAAAUAUGCUUUCCUCUAAUUUCGGAAACAUUAAUUGUAUUGUUUCCAUAUUCCAUGAAGCUUGUGUAAAAGGAGCAUGGACAUGACUAAGGGCCUUUUCACACGUGAAUCUUUAAUCAUUGAAAUGAUGAUUGCAAUUCGUCUUUAAAAUUAUCAGAUCUUUCACACGCUCACUCGAAAACUGUGAUUUGAAUUCGAAUUUCCGAGCGAAGGCGAAAUGUGUCUUUGGUGCCUUGUCAAUCAAAGCACUGUAUCGGAAAUACACAUAACAAUUGUAUUGUGCAUGACAAUUGUAUUACCACGGAAGUCACGGAAUUUCCGUGACGGAAGUGCUUGAAAGGAGACGUAAUCUCCGCCCCAAAAAGAUGUUUUGUAGGUCACGUUUUUCACACUUAAAAUUUGUACCGUAAUCCCGGGGGGGGGGGCACUUCCAUUCACGAGUGGAUACCAUGCGCGACCAUGGGGU